Molecule: messenger RNA, 763 nt
Organism: Brassica napus (rape)
Lineage: Eukaryota; Viridiplantae; Streptophyta; Magnoliopsida; Brassicales; Brassicaceae
Product: protein MHF2 homolog
Exons: 6
Coding region: 227-541 (104 amino acids)
Biological process (GO): replication fork processing; resolution of meiotic recombination intermediates; DNA repair
Cellular component (GO): FANCM-MHF complex; Fanconi anaemia nuclear complex
Source: RefSeq, a predicted model, not a curated record
AUAUGAUUGAAAUUCGAUUUAGUAGCAUCUUGGUGGGUGUGAUGAAAUUUCGGUUUAGUAUCAUCUUUGUUAAUUAACGGAUAAGAUUAAAUAUCGGUUGGUCAAAUCCGGUUUAGUAUCAUUUUGGUUAAUUAUCUCCCUCUUCGUCUUCCAGAUUAUCCUUCCCUCCAAUCCUCCAUCGGAGCUCGCCGUCGCCGUCGAAGAUUCCUUACAUUCGCAAAACGCUAUGGACGCCAACAAUGCUUUCGAUUCUGAUCUGAUUCACGCCAUCUUCAAGCACAUUUGGGCGCGAAGAUUUCGCGAAAGAGAGAGGAGUGAUGCAAUUGAUGCUACAGACGCUGAGGUUGCGUUGGGAACAUCCAAGAAGAACAGACUUGCUUCUGCGAAUGCAAAUGCUCUGAAACUUAGCUGUGAGCUUCUCAAGAGUUUUGUCUCAGAGGCUGUGCAGCGCGCGGCUAUAAUUGCUGAAGCUGAGGGGAUGGAUAAGAUCGAAGCGAGUCAUUUGGAGAGAAUUCUUCCUCAGCUUCUUUUAGACUUUUAAAAGGUAUCAUUGAUAAUAAUUUGGCUGUUAAUGUCUGAUGAUUAACAGUGAUUUCACGCAAGGUUUUUUGAAGAUAGUAUAAAUAGUCUAUCUCUGGUUGCUAUUUCGCAUGUGUUAAUAUGGUUCAUGUAAGGUUAUUCUAUGAGAAAAAGAGAGCGAAGUAUAUGUAUUUGACUUGAUCCUGUCCGUUACAUACAGUAAAUAAAGUAGUGUUUGCAUGCA